Molecule: messenger RNA, 324 nt
Organism: Protopolystoma xenopodis
Lineage: Eukaryota; Metazoa; Platyhelminthes; Monogenea; Polystomatidea; Polystomatidae
Source: the annotation of a GenBank genome assembly
AUGGGCUUGAUCAUUGUCCAGUCAUUUGUGAUUAUCCUUUCAAUACUACUUCGUUCGAAGAAAAGGCGAGUCUCGAGUGCUUGGUUGGAAAAAACCCAGUACGCAGUACACACUCGGCAGACGGUUAUUUCGGAGGAUGAGUUCGCGGUUCGAGAAGAGCGCCAGCGAGUCGUCCUACCAUCUCUUUUUUCAUCUCUGGUCCAGUUAGUUCAUACCACUCAAAGGCUGUGUCGAAAUUCAAAUUGCACAAAUACUUUCGCUGCAAGAACUCUGGGCCUGCUGACUGCAGCUCCGACGCCCGCUAUCGAUCGCCCCGACAUUGUU